Molecule: messenger RNA, 2216 nt
Organism: Scatophagus argus
Lineage: Eukaryota; Metazoa; Chordata; Actinopteri; Scatophagidae
Gene: dhrs13b.2
Product: dehydrogenase/reductase (SDR family) member 13b.2
Exons: 8
Coding region: 108-1412 (434 amino acids)
Source: RefSeq, a predicted model, not a curated record
AGUUUUCUUUCUGUUAAAGUGAAAGUGAAAGUGGGCUGUCCCGUCGACUCUGAACAACUCAGUACGGCGCUCGAACAAAAAGGAGAGAUUUCUACCACUUAAUAAUCAUGGCCCUGAUCUUAAAGAUGCUUAUUUAUUUGCACCUGUGUGCAGGUGUGCAGUGUGUCCAUCAGAUGUCAUGGCUGCCCUGUCAAUUCACUGAUGAACGUGUGUUCCUGAAUGCUGAUGGUCACUAUGAGACUGAACUCAUUCAUAGAGAGGCUAUGCUGCAGUUUGGUCAAAAAGGAGACACUCCAGUUAACCCGCAUUCCGUCACUUUCUUAGUCACCGGAUCUGAGGUGGACCUGCGGUGGUACGUAGAGGGAGCGGAACCAGAGCAGUUGGACUGUGAGCUUCGUAGGUACAGCACAGACGGCAUCGACAUCCGCUGGCCAGUCCAGGAGGCUCAGGAGUACAACCGCUGGUUUAGCUGCACCCUCAAACACACCAAGGGCCUGUUCACAGCCACCGCCUUCCUCAGACACCCAUCUGACCAAGCUCCCUCAGGACAGCAGGAUUACCGCAGCUGGCCUCCUAUUGCAGACAGAGAGAUACUCAUGACAACAGCUGUCCUGGUCAUUAAAACACAGUCUCCAUCAGUGAAAGCAGGCCUUGGUUCCCAACCAAAGUUCCACUGCCAGUUUGCUAUUGACCACAAAAGCCCAAAUCUCACUGUGGAGUGGCACUGGCAGCAUCGUGGAGAGAGAACCAGACUCUUCAGCCAUAACACCCGCUCAGGACACACCCAGGGGACUGGCGUUAAGAUAAAGAGCCUAGCAAGAGGAGAUGCGUCCUAUACUCUCCCCUUCGCCAAGAUGAGCAGUGAAGGGAUGUAUGUUUGUUCGUUGUCAGUGAUUCCACUGUUUGCCACUCUGGACAUAAGUCUGCAUAUCGAAGAGGCUCCCCGUGUCUCCAUCAGUGUUGGACCCACUCUCUUGCUGCAGGAAGGCGACGAGCAGAAGGUUAUUUGUCAGGCAGAGAGUUACUACCCUCUGGAUGUGGAGAUAGUUUGGUCCGAGCAGCACCCGACAGCGGCUGGCCAGAGAGUGGGCGCCCCGCUCCCCAAGGUGAUCCAGAACGUUCUGCUGUCGAGCCACAGACGCAACCAAGACGCGACCUACUCUCUGUCUGCGUUCUUCUACCUCCAGGCGUCGCUCAGGGACUCAGGGAAACAGUUUACCUGCAGUGUCUCCCAUCAGUCCCUGAGGGUGCCCAUCAGAAAGAGCUUCAUCCUGAGUGUUGAAGAGCCAAGCAGUUGGAUGUUUACCCUCAUUGUUGGAUCCAUUAUGGUCGUACUGCUGGUCAUCCUGUUUUUGAUGCUGCCCUCCCUGCACGCAGCAAGAAAAGUGUCUGCACGGAAGAAACCAUACUGAGCAGUCCUGGAAGAUUCAGCAGACCAGCUGGAAAGUGACUGGAGAGUGACUGUCCUCCUCACGUUUCCUCCUCACUGAUUUUUACUUGAAUGACAUUUGAUUGUGGUUUGUUUUCUUCAGAUGAAUUUAGGUUUCUAUGAAACUGAAAAUGUUUUUCACAUUGCCCCAGUUUUGCCCAUGCUAUAAGUAAAUUAAAAAAGUAAAUGAUUGGUCCCUAGGUUAAUAUUGAUACACAAGUUACAAAGCUGGCGAACAUGCAGCAAUCACAGUUUAAAGGUACCAUGGACAGUUUUUGACCACUAGUAGUGCUAUAGGACAACACUUUUGCUGCCAGUGGUUUCUGCUGUUCUAAUGUACACGCUGUGGUAACAUACAAAGAAGCACAGAAAUGCUGCAAUGAAGGCAGUGAAGAGGAACACUGCUAGCUAGCAGACGUAGAUGUGAACAGUGCAUGGUUUGGAACAUUUUUGAAAUGGGCUUCGCAAGUGUUAUGAGGAAGCACAUAAAUUGAACACAUUUGUGUGACAUCAAAGACCCUGGAUGUGGUGAGACACAGUAGAUGUAACUUGAUCUUUAAUGACAUCUUUAAUGAAAUAAAGCUGCAGUGAACCUAAAACAUAACAAAAUCAGCUGAUUUCACAAAGAAAAUUGAUGUUUAAAAAAUCCUUGUGUCAGAUUGGGUCAUUUGAUAAAUGUGUCGUUUUACUAAUUUUUUAUCAAACACUCUUAAACUGUAUUGGCUCUUUAGAACAUUUCUUAUUGUGAUUCUUGGAACUCUGAUAAAUACAAGCCUUAAAUCACAAA